Anisakis simplex (herring worm) is the source of this 582-nucleotide messenger RNA. Lineage: Eukaryota; Metazoa; Nematoda; Chromadorea; Rhabditida; Anisakidae. The record is from the annotation of a GenBank genome assembly.
AAAUACGCGAACAGUGUUCUCCGUCUUGCAAUUUCGACAACAGUUGAUAUACUCGGUUCGGGAAGUGUAAGUCGUGAGAUGAAUUUCGAGAAAUGGUUCCGAGAUGCGAUCACGAUGAUAUCGCUGUCGAACAACAACGCCAAUCUCACUGAGCAGAUAUCUAUGGGAACGUUAACCACAUGGGCAAAAACAAACGCACAGCAGUUGAGGAAUUGGCGAUUGGGCAAAGUGGGUGCAUUGAAACGAUUGUUCGGUGCUGAACGUGAUAGUGCAGAGAUGAAUGAUCCAAAAUUGACGCAUUUUAUUGCUGAACACGCACACCCGUCGCUUGAGAAUGCAUGUCGUGAUCUUGAGCAGACGAUGUCUCGUUUGAACAUAGUGAUCUCGAAGCUGACCUCGGAUCAGGGCAAGACGAUUCAGAACGAUUUUAUGUCGCUGAGCAGUAUUUGUUCAGUUGUUGAGAACAAUCUCGGUAUGGUGGCGGUUAUCUCGCGAGCAACGCGAUCGUAUUCGAUCGGACUUCGGAACGCCGACCUCGAGGUUGCGUCAUAUCGAUUGCCAUUUUUGUUUUUCUUUCAUUAA